This is a messenger RNA of Astyanax mexicanus (Mexican tetra), 10671 nucleotides long. It is a transcript of the gene nsd1a, whose product is annotated as nuclear receptor binding SET domain protein 1a. Gene Ontology annotation, cellular component: chromatin; nucleus. Lineage: Eukaryota; Metazoa; Chordata; Actinopteri; Characiformes; Acestrorhamphidae. The record is from RefSeq and is a predicted model, not a curated record. Gene Ontology annotation, biological process: regulation of DNA-templated transcription. Gene Ontology annotation, molecular function: protein binding; histone H3K36 methyltransferase activity. The coding region runs from base 983 to 7417 and encodes 2144 amino acids. The transcript is spliced from 23 exons.
GCAGGGGCCUAUCUUGGUGAAGCGGGGAAGAACGAUAAAAGGCUAAAAUGUGCGGAAAUGUGGUGAAUGGGGCUGUAUCGGAGCGGGUGAUCGUGUGAAACGUGUUUGAGGGAAGCAGGAGAGCGGCCGGGUGGCUGUACUCUCCGGCUGGCAGCGCUGUGUGUGUAAAAUGGAGGAAGUUAGCUAGGUUAACGUUCGCCUUUGUUUAGGACGAAUGGCCGAGGGGCUUCAGAAACGUCCCGGCGGUUGUUCUGUAGGGCUCGGGCGCAGUUGUGCGGGGUUUGGGGAUGUGUUGAGGCUGUCCCUGGUACGGUGUGGGGGUUAUUUGGUGGGGUUUGUGGAGAUUUGUGGCCUGGUGUGUGUCUGUAUUAGUAGUAGGCUAGCUAUGCUUAUAUACUGGGUAUAUAUAUACAGGGGGGUUGGGUAGUAGAUAGGUAGGUUAGCUAGCUAGCUAGCUUACUAGCUAGCUGCUGCUCUCUCUCUCACUCUCUCUUUCUUUCUCUCUGUGUCUGUCUCUCUCUCUUCCUAGCACGCACACACACACACACACUCUCUCCCUCUCUCUCUCUGUCUCUCUCUCUCUCGCACACACACACACACACACACACACACUCUCAGCCACCAGGGCUUUCUGCUUUAACAUGACCAGGGCAGCAGAAGAAGCCAGCCAGCAGCCAAUGUUAGUUAGUUAACCUAGCUAAGCUAAUGUUUGCCCAUACUAAGCUAAGCGAGGUUGGCACACAGCUAGCCGAGUGUUUGGGUCCAUUUUAACUCAUUUUUAAUGGACUCAGCUAAUGAAUUGAUGUGUUUUCUGGCGGAGAGGCGAUAGACAGAGAAGGGAAGGAUGAGUGCUGAGGCCGGGCCUAAGCACAGAUCUCCCGCUGGCCUUUCACAAACCGACAAAAAAGUGGCUGGACGUGUCCGAGUCUGAAAGGAUUGUGCGGUUUGGGACCGAGCCUUAAAUGGACGGAGCCAUGACAACAUGAAUCAGUCGUACAAAGUGGCUGCCAGGGAUGGCCCGGGAAGUCUUCCUGACCUGCAGGACCCGCAGGCCCACGAUAGCCGCGUCGCUUCCUGCGGGCUCCACCACGGUGCUGCAAAGCGGCAGGCGGACCAGCCGUCGACGGUUCGGCUGCAGACCCCUAUCUGCAAGCACUCAACGCUGUACUACAAUCAGAGAGAGUCCACGUCCAACUACAGUCCACUCAGGAAGCUCCAAGACUUGACCAGCAUGGUCAGCAGGCCUGACCUGAGCCUGCAGGACAAGGACUAUAAUGGGCGGAGCAAAGCACACGUGGUGGGCUCCGAGUUCAGCCUUGGCCUGGUCCGCUCCCCUCUGUCUCACGGACAUGGUGCGGACGAGACUCCGUACAGGAACGUCCAGGACCUGGACAAAAACGGGUUUUCCCCCGUCAGCUCGGACAGCCUGGAACACUUCUCGCCCAUUCCCAACGGAUUCCUGCAUUUCGAGUCCAGCCUGUUUGACAGCGGGGACAGCAAGGACGGCCAUGAGGAGGAUGAGGAGGAGGAUGAAGACGAGGUGGUGUUCAAACCUUCUUCCAGAAAAGGGCAGAAAAAGGAUUUUCUGAAUGCGAAAAGCUCCUACUCUUCAGGACUGGACCUGAGCUCCAACUCCACCCGACACGAACCCUUUAAUCCACUUCCCAAAAACACUUCACGUCCAGAACCCCCCGCCAGCCCCCCUCAGCUGCCCGUGGAGGUCAUGCUGGAGGAUUUUGACAGUAUGGAUGAUAGCUCGGAUAGCGAUUGUGAUCUACCCAGCACUGAAAACUGCGCAGCGAUGUUCAACACCAGCCUGUCCCGAAGGCCGAGCUCGCCCAGCGGCACGCUCUCCAGUCCUUGUAACAGCCCAAAGAAGAAGCCUCUCCCCGGAGUGAAGUAUGCAGUUGGAGAUGUUGUGUGGGCAAAGUUCAACCGUAGACCCUGGUGGCCCUGCCGGGUGUCUAUAGAGCCCCUGAGCGAGAGCCACACCAGAAUGAAAGAGCCCAGUCGGAGGCCGUGCCGUCUGUAUUUUGUCCGGACGUUUGGGGAGAUCAUUGACCAGGCAUGGGUUUCAGGGAAAGCCACGUACCCUUUUGAAGGAGGCCAUCAGUUUGAGAAACUCCCUGUGCUGAGACGACGAGGCAGACAACGAGAGAAGAGCUACAAAUACACGGUUCCUAAGCGUCUGAUGCCCCAGUGGAAAGCCGGCGUAGAGGAGGCAGAGGCAGCUAUGCCGGUGCCUCUCAGCAAUAAACAUCCACCUACCCCUGUCAGAGAGGUACACUCCCCUGUUAUGGAGACGAGGACACCCUCCCCUCCAGCUUGCUCUACCAUCCAUCGUCUGCACUCACCCAGUCCCAUUUUCUUCAAUGGACACGACCUUUCCUCCCCGAGCCCACCCAAAGCCAAAGAGGCACGGAAAAAGAAACUGUCGGUUAAGAAGAAAAACUGCCCACUGUUGAGAAGUCCUAUGAAACUGAAAGAUGGAUUGUUCUCCAAACUGAUGUCCAACCCCGCGGCGGACAUCCCUAAACCACCCGCACACGAUUUUGAAUCGGACGCCAGGGACUGUCCAUAUUUGGACAUCGAUUCGGUUCCAAGGAUAUUAUGUCCAAAACGCUCCGAGGAGCUGCCGGACGCAGUGCUGGACAAAGAGCCCAUCCCUGAACCGAAGGUAGUGUGUGAAAAACCUUUGAGAAAGAAAACAAGAAAGGUCCAGAAGAUGGAGAAAACCACUGCAUCUGCCUCAAAACGCUCGCCAGACAAAAAGGCGACAAACUGCAAGCGAUUAGGAAGCACAUCCCCAAGCUUGUCGGAUGGGAUGUUCGAGAUGCACUCUUUCUACUUGCCAGCCAGCUGUGGGCUUAUGUCCAGGGCCCUGGCAGCCUCUGAUGAACCUGAAAACCAAGACGGUCCAAACUCUAGCCAUGAAUCCCUGUCUCCACCUCCUCCUGCAAACGACCCCGACUCGUUUUCUCCAAUCGCGGACGUGCAGGAGAGUGCAGACCAGCAUUGGCAGGUUAAAACAGACUCUUUAGAGGACCCUACAAACCCAGCCUUCUCUAAUCACAGAGGAAGUUCUCCAAACCCCACUCUCCUGAAACUGACCAGAGUUCGGUCAGACAAGAAGCGUACCCAGAACGGACCUCAUUCAAAAGCUAAAGAGCCCAAGUCAGAGCCUUCGGAAGAUUUGGUCAGCGUCGUCAAAACAGAGAAAGAAGCAAUCAUCUCCUGCUCAUCUUCCUCUUCUUUCACCCCCUCUCCUUCAAGUUCACCCAUGGGGGCCUCAUUCCGUGAUGCCCAGGAGUUGUCCUUUAAGUCCCUGGUGAAGGAGGAGCACGUCUCGGACGAGCCCCCGUUGCGUGCCGACUCCAACUACAAGUUCAGCACUUUUCUCAUGCUGCUGAAGGACCUGCACGACAGCCGGGAGAAAGAGGGAAGGCCGCUGACUCUUCCUCCCUCCUCACCUUCUGAGCUCAUCAAGCAGGAGCCUGCAAUGAUCCCUGCUCCACCCCCUGAGCCCUCCUCUACUCCUGAGGACAUCAGGGUUGAUGAGAAGGACGAGAAGGCGACUACCCCUGUUCAGAACGGACCACAGGGAAAAGCAGCACCCGUCAACGGUUCCAGACAGAGCAAAUCCAAAACAAAGUCUGCAGGGAAAAAGGAAGCUCAGAAGGAUAGCGGAAGCAACAUGCUUUCUCAGGUUUUGGACUCCAGCAAGGAACUUAAGCAGCAGAACUUGCCUGAAGCACUUGAAGCGAAAGCGACUGUAACGGAGGAGCUUUUGAACUGCCACUCCGAGCCUGCUGCCCCCGAGACACCAGGCACCAGGGGUACCGUCUCCACUGUGGCACCAAAGAAGCGCUGGCAGACGUUUGAGGCUGAGGCUGGAAAGAGCUCCAAGCCAAAGAGCGAUCAGGGCAGUGUUCUGGAACAGGACGGGGACAGGCUACCCUCCAAGCUAAAUGGAGUAUUCGAGGAGAGUGUCAGAAGCCCCCAGUCCAGUGCUCAAGAGAAGAAAGACAGCUCUGAGUGCAAAAGGCUUCGAAAGCCGAGUAAGAGGCUGAUCGAGUGCGGAGAGGAGUACGAGCAGAUCUUUUCUCCAAAGAAGAAAACGAGGAAAACCCCAGAGUCCUCUAAAACAGGGGCUUCGAUUAAUAACACUAAUUUUGACCAGACGCCUUCAGAACCUCAGCCGGCAGACUGUGUGAGCUCAGCGGUGGAUCAGCAGUCUGAGGAUUCAACAACAGAACCGGCUCAGCAGCCUCAACAACAGCAGCCUGCUCCAGAAGAGCCUGAUAACACACCUCCAUUACCUCCCUUAUCCACUCCUCCUGAAGCUCGAUCACCAGAAGCAGAACUUCCCGAGAAGAAACCUGCAUCUUUAGAAAGGAGGAAACCAAGGAAGCCCACCCAUAAAGUACUGCAGUGUGCCAUCGAAGUGGAGAAACUCAGGAUCCCAAAGAAGAAGUUAAAGCAACAGGGUAGCUGGCCAGAGGAAACCAAUGACAAAGAAUCUCAGAAAAAUGAAGUGCCUGGAACCACUCUGUCCAGCCCACCUUCUGUGGCAGGUGUCACGUCUGGACCACGUAAUGCACAGAUGCCCGCUUCCAAUCAGCCUGUAGCACCCAGCGUUCCCCGGAGCCGCGAGACCAGACACAGCCGCACUCUAGCAGAGCCCAAAACGGCAGAGCAGAGCCAGCCUGAAAUCUUGAGACCAUCAAACACGGAGGCUGCACUGAAUGAGGCUCUAAUCCCAGUCAGAGACUCACUGACUACUGAUACAGGGCUGUCCAACGGCAGGAAACUAUCAGAGAAAGGAGGAGCCGCUUCACUGAAAGAGAAUGUUUGUCAGGUGUGUGAGCAGCCAGGGGAGCUGCUGCUGUGUGAGGGUCAUUGCUGUGGAGCUUUUCAUCUGCAGUGUAUCGGCCUCAGUGAGAUGCCCAGAGGACGCUUCGUCUGCAAGGAGUGCAAGUCUGGUUUGCACACGUGUUUUGUGUGUAAGCAGUCCGGGGAGGACGUCAGGCGGUGUAUGGUUCCUGUGUGUGGGAAGUUUUAUCAUGCGGAGUGUAUUCUAAAAUACGCCCCCACGGCCCCUCAGAACAGAGGCUUCCGGUGCUCGCUCCAUGUCUGCCUGGCCUGCUACAUCACCAACCCCAACAACCCCUCCAUCUCCAAGGGUCGUCUGACCCGCUGUGUGCGCUGUCCAGUGGCUUACCACGCUAACGACUACUGCAUGGCUGCUGGCAGCGUCCCGCUGGCCAACAACAGCAUCCUGUGUCCAAACCACUUCACCCCCCGCAAAGGCUGCAAGAACCACGAACACAUCAACGUCAGCUGGUGCUUCGUCUGCUCUGAAGGGGGCAGUCUGCUGUGCUGUGAGUCCUGCCCUGCUGCUUUCCACCGCGAGUGUCUGAACAUCGAAAUGCCUCAAGACAGCUGGUACUGCAACGACUGCCGAGCUGGCAAGAAGCCCCAGUAUAAAGACAUCCUGUGGGUGAAAGUGGGCCGCUACAGGUGGUGGCCUGCUGAGGUCACUCUUCCCAAAAACGUUCCUGAGAACAUCCUCCGCAUGAAGCAUGAAGUGGGCGAGUUCCCCGUGCACUUCUUCGGCUCCAAAGACUACGUAUGGACCUACCAGGCCCGCUGCUUCCCCUACAUGGAGGGGGACGCUAGCAACAUCGAGAAGAUGGGGAAGGGCACAGACGCCGUCUACAAGAAAGCUUUAAAUGAGGCAGCUGAGCGGUUCAGAGAGCUGCAGGCUGAGAAGGAGAUGAGGCAGCUUCAGGAGGACAGAAAGAACGACAAGAAACCCCCACCAUACAAACACAUAAAGGUGAACCGGCCGAUAGGGAAGGUGCAGAUCCUGACUGCAGACCUGUCGGAGAUUCCGCGCUGUAACUGCAAGGCUACUGACGAGACCCCGUGUGGCAUGGACUCGGAGUGCAUCAAUCGUAUGUUGAUGUACGAGUGCAACCCACAGGUGUGUGCGGCUGGAGAGCGCUGUCAGAACCAGUGCUUCACUAAGCGCGAGUACAGCCCGGUGGAGAUCUUCCGCACUCUGUCCCGGGGCUGGGGGCUUCGCAGCGUCUCCGAAAUCAAAAAGGGUGCCUUUGUGAGUGAGUAUGUGGGUGAAAUGAUUGAUGAAGAGGAGUGUAGGGCCAGGAUAAAACACGCACAAGACAACGACAUCAGCAACUUCUACAUGCUUACGCUGGACAAGGAUCGCAUCAUCGACGCGGGACCGAAAGGGAACGAGGCGCGCUUCAUGAACCACUGCUGCCAGCCAAACUGCGAGACGCAGAAGUGGACGGUGAACGGGGACACGCGAGUGGGGCUGUUCGCUCUGGAGGAUAUCGGUGCAGGAGUGGAGCUCACAUUCAACUAUAACCUAGAAUGUCUAGGGAAUGGGAAGACUGUGUGUAAAUGCGGAGCUCCCAACUGCAGCGGCUUCCUGGGGGUGCGACCUAAGAACCAGCCGCCAUCAGAAGACAAGGGCCGCAAGCUGAAGAAGAGGGUCUCUGGGAAGAGGAAGAGUCAGUCAGAGGUGAUUAAGGAGCGAGAGGACGAGUGUUUUUACUGUGGUGAUAGCGGACAAAUCAUCUCCUGUAAGAAGCCUGGAUGUCCAAAGGUGUAUCACGCAGACUGCCUGAACCUGAACAAGAGACCAGCAGGUCGCUGGGAGUGCCCGUGGCAUCAGUGUAACGAGUGUGGCCGGGAGGCGGCAUCUUUUUGCGAGAUGUGUCCCAACUCCUACUGCAAGCAGCACCGCGACGGCAUGCUCUUCAUCUCCAAGCUGGACGGAAAACUGUCCUGCAGCGAGCACGACCCGUGCGGCCCGGACCCGCUGGAGCCGGGCGAGAUCCGCGAGUACGUGCCCGGUACCUCCCUCCUGCGCCCGCCGCCCAAUCUAGGGGGCCCAGGACUCUCCAUAUCCAGGUUACCACAGUCUGCGCUGGCGAACGCUGCUCCACUGUACAUCCCUGCCCCCAGCAGACCGGGAUUCGGGGGGCAGCCCGGAGCGUUCGAGGAUGAAGUGGUGAUGGACAGUGCGGUGCUUCCUGCUCCUCUCGUCUCCUCUCGUCGUCGGAAAGAGGUGAAGGGAGACGACUUCGGCCGUGAGGAAGGAGAGGUGGUGGAAGGAAUGAUCGGGGACGAGGUUGAGGAUGAGGAACUGGAGAUUAUAGGCGACGAGGACGAUGAUGAUGAGGAGGAUGAGGAUGAUGACGAUGAUGAGGAGGAGGAUGAGGAUGAGGAGGGGGAUGGUGUGGACUAUGGAGACCUGGGCUUUGAGGAGGAGGAGGAGGAGGAUGGAGAGGGGUUUGAGGAAGACUGGGGGGAAGACGGGUGCGUAGAUGAAGACUUUGAUGCUGACGGCUUAGGAGAAGUGGAAAUGGAGCCGGAAGCGUCGUAGGAGGAAACGAAAGCCCUUUCUUUCUAAAAUCCAUCCAUCAGGUCACAAGCUCUUCAGUUCUGACUAGACGUCAGCCCAGUGCUGCGUGAGAGCAGCGUGAGCGAGGAGCUGGAACAGUGCUGGAGCCUGUGUUCAUAUUUGAGAAUCUCGUGAGAGUGCUGGAGCUCAGCGCUCAUACUGUGGAGGUGCUUAGUGAAUCCAGGCUCUGAAGAUUGUCUAAUUUAGUUCUCGACUGAAUGCAAAGCAACUCUUUUUAAUUCUAAUGUGUGACGGACAUGUGCAACAUGCGGUCGAUUACGGGGAUCAGCUUGCCUUCUCUACCCAGGUCCUCUUUAACAGCUCCAUAAAGGGGGGACUGGACGUGGUGCUGUGGGCCUUUGACUGUUUUUUCCUCAGUCAGAGAAGUCCAGUAGUGGGUGUAAAGUUACUGUCUGGUGCUCUUUUGUGUUUGCUUUGUUUUUUUCUUUCCACCGACUUGUUUACAUGGUUCUCUUUGGCAAAACAUGAUGGCGAAGGGUGGCGUCCGGUGCAGCGCGUGGUCACGCAGGGGGCAGCAAACACACUUAAUACAGUAUCUUAAGAUGCAAAACUCUUAACGGUAUUUGUGAUGCACUUUUAGACCUUGAUCAUGCUAUCAUCCAGCUGGUAGGUGGGCUGUGUGCACGCCCUGUUUGGGCACAAACAUUGACUGAAUAUAAAAAAAAAAGCAGUGGGUUACUUAUCAAUCCAGUUAUUUCAAUCCAAAGCCUUUAAGGUGGAAAUAUUAAUUAUCAAAGGUGGAUGGCAGGGACUUCAUAAAACCAUCCUAAAACAUAGUAUAAUAACAAAUAUGUGUAUUAAACAUCUCAUCAUCAUUAUUGUUGUGGAAACCACAUCUUAAGACCACCUAACUAUCUGAAUUUGUUAGAUAAACGCCUGAUUAGUCCAAAAUGUUCAUUAUAUCAAACUACAACUAUUAAAAUUCAAAUCUUGGGUCUAACUCACACACUGUAUUCACACUGGCAGAUGAUGGCAUAGCUGUGUAGCAUGCUGGCUAAUGUAGCAAGCUAUCAAGUUGUCCACUCUCUAUUUUUCUUUCUCUAUUUUUAAUUUAAAAAUAGACUUUCUCUAUUUUUAAUUUAAAUUAUUCCUGCAUUUGUGGAAAAAAUAGACGUUUUAAGAUUUUUCCACACUGCUGAAAAGAAUUGGAACCAAUAGUUUAGAAAGCAGAAGCUGCGGAGACAUUAUAGGGCCCGAGAAUCGGCAAAUCAAAUUCGUCUAGUCUGUUUACAGUAUUGCUUUAUUUUCAUAAAGUUUAACUCAAAUAAAUAAAAUAGUCAUAGUCAUUGUCACUCUGUCACCUGCUAGUGUGAACACAGGUUAAAAAAAGGCCACCAUACAAAUAAAGCUAUAAUUAUUAUAGUUGUAAUCAUGAUUAUUAUGUAACACUGAUUCUGCAAAUCUACAGGGAAAGACCUGUAGUUACUGUGAUCUCGCAACAUUCCCAGUAUUUUCAGGUUUUAUGUCCGCAGUGAACUUUGAGCCGUGUCUGAUCUGCACCUCGGUUACCUUUCAGUGAGGUAUUGCAUCACCGUGAGUCAGCUAGUCAGAGCCAGUCAGGAUUAGUGAAAGCGGCUCCAUGGACGUACAGUAGUUUUAGCUCAUGUUAAGAGUUUACUGUUGCUCUGAUCAAUCAGCUCUUUAGCCAUUAACUUAUGGCAUGUUUUGAACUAGCAAACCUUUAAAUUUGUGUUUACAGAUGCAAAAAUUUAAAUUUCUGAUUUAUUUCCUGAAAUUCAGAUUCAGAAAUUCAGAAUAUUUGGAAAUAUGGUUCCACUUUAAAACAAGGCUCCUUCAGAAUAGGUUAAUAAAUAGUUUAUAAAGUAGUUUAUUAAUGGUUAUAAAUUUAAGUUGCAAAAAAUGAAUAAGCACUUUUUGAAUAUAUCUAAUAAAUUAAUAUAAAAAAGUCAAUUUAGUCAGUUUAAUAUGUUAUUAUAGCUGAAUAAAGAACGUUAUUAACAGAAAUGUUAAUGAUGACUGGUAGAAAAGACAAAGUAAGAUUUAAUAAGCAUCUAAUAAGAUCAGAGAUUUAACAAUAUAAAUAAUAUGGAAUCACUAUGUGGUAAGGGCCAGGCCACUGAUGCCUGUUCUAUGUAUGUAUUGUAACUGCUUAUUAUGGUUUAUAACCUUAUUAAUAAUUAUUAAUAAACUAUAUUAUAAACCCUUUAUAAAGGAGCCUUAUUUUAAAGUGGUAUUCACUGUAUUAAAUAAAAAAAUAACAAUGUUUUAACAUUUUGAAAUUUUUAAAAAUUACAUUUUACUUAAGAUUUUCUAUAUUUGAAAUUAGCCUUAAAGGUCAGAAAGUUGAAGUGAUAAAUUAAACUAGAAGUAAAAUAUUAAACUGAUCCUCACGGACUCUCAUGUUGUAGUUUUUAUCUCUACAGAGCUGUUAAAGAGCUGCAUUUUGGGACCUCACAGAUAUAUGCACCACUACCACUGUUCACCAUUUCAUCCUAAGUGAAUCCUUAUAUUCCACCCCAACUAACUGGAAUCAGAAUCAGAGCGCCCCCUUCCAUGUGGAAAGUCCAGUAUCCAGAAAUCUGUAUGUUUUAUUUGUGUUUUAUACUGUAUGUGCACAUCUUCUGGUUUGGAAACUUGUCUCACAAUUAAAUUUGCUCUUGACCAGUUAAAAGAGAGAGAGAGAGCGAGAGAGUGAGAGACUUCUGACUUAAAUGAAGGAGAGGCAUCACAAAUUUUUAUAUGUUCAGAUGUUUUUGAACGAUGAGUUUGAAUGCAUUUUUGGAUUACAAUCAGUCUAUUUUGAUAACGACGACCCCCGUUUGAUGCAAUGUGAAACACCUUAACCACCACUUUUUACUUUCUUUUUUUUUACGUUAUUUUCUUCUUUUUUUAAAUCUUUGCAAUGACCAUCUUUGUUACUUGCUUUCUUCGUCUUCUGUGUAUCCUUUUACAGCACAAGCGUUUGCAGCCUUUUCCUUUAGUCUCUUCAUAUUUAUGGACUCGUAGACUCUGUUUUUCCACUUGUGUACCUGUUUGUUUUUUACUCUUGGGUUGUGGCCGUGUUCGUGUGAUGUUCGUCGCUGUGCCCCGGCCUCCUCUGGCCCCUCGCUGCCGUGAAGAAAACGAAACACAAAUCAGAUGCUCUGGGGUGAUCUGGGCGAAACGUUUGCUGCCAUUUUAGAAGACUCUUGAACCGUACUGUACUCCUUUGUGUAUAUUAAAUAUUAUAAGUAAAAUUUUACAGUAGAAACAGA